CUCAUGCCCACUGUCAUUCUCUUUUUCUUCCUGAAACACCCUCUCCUCUGCUCUCCUCUCCUCAUUUUAAAGCAGAAAUGCAUCAUGUGUUUUAUUCAGGACUGUCUGGCAGGCUCUUAGUUGCACGAGCAUCUGUUCUGAUUUGUUCUUGUGUGCAGCACAGGGAUUGAGUUGUUAAUCAGUGCAUUGUUAGCUUUUUUUAUUGUCUGGUUAAUUCUAAACUAAUAUCUUGUCCAAAGGAGAAACUAAUAUAUAUUUACACAGGAAAGAAUGCAAACAGAAGUUGCUUACGAAUAUAGCAGGUUCCAAUCGCAAAUGGUUUAACGGAUAGUUCCACCCAACAUUCUAAUUCUGUCAUCAUUUACUCUUAUGACAUUAUACCUGUAUAACCUUCUCCUUUGAAACAUGAGAUGAAAUUUUGAAACAUAUAUGAACUGUUUUGGUCCGUAUAGUGAAACCCAGUGGGGUCUAUAGCAACACUCGACCCCAUUGAGUUUCAUUGUAUGGACAUAUACUGGCACGUUUUUCACUUCUUUACAGGUUUGGAAUGACAUGACGGUGAGUAAAUGAUGACAGAAGAUGUUUCUCAAUCUAAGAACGCAGACAACGGGCUCGCAUUCUCAUGGAGACCGGUCUUGCCAGGCUACCCUCAAAGAACAAACUCAGAAUGACACGAGGACACAGAACGCAUCUUUGUGAGAAUGGAGAUGUCUUGUUGCUCAUCUGGCCAUCCCAUAGCACAUAUUAAAUAGCAGGACAGCACCACCCAAUGCACAAUAAUAUAACAUAACACGGAUCGAGAUGUCAUCAUAACUAAUUAAAACAUUUACUUGCAUUCUUUUUAUUUUACUGCAUGUAACAUGUAACAUUUGCCAAUGUUAAGAUUCUUUUUAAUAUGCCACUAAAAAGGACUGCAGGCUUCCUUCAGGUUUUUAUAUUUUAAUUAAGAUUAUGGCAAACAAAACUACGUGUUUACUUUCACAAGCAGUCACGCAUUUGCAUGCAUGAAACAGAAAGUUUAACACUAGAAGUUUAAGCUUACAAGCUUCCAUCUGGAAUUUCUAAUGGUUUGCUUCUCUCGUCUGCAUUUGAUGCAUCCUCUAGCAAGAACACAUCUGUGUAAUCUGUAUUUGUGUUCUUGAUUGUUGUAAUUGAACUUUGACCUUUGAGGAUGACGUACUAUGAGAACACAAGGGUGCAAGGUUGUGUAACCGAUCAGACACAAUUAUUUGUUAUAUUUAACAAAUAUUCUUUACCCACUCUGUGAGUUCCAUGAACCAUCCCCUGAAAGUGCAACUAUCACUCCAAGAGGGCUCAGUUACCAGGGCUACCAUCUGAUAAGACUCUUUAUUGCUAAAAAGUAUGUGGAAAGAUGCUAUGUGCAAUGGAACAGACCCUGUGAAAGACAGACUCUUUCCACCACAUAAAUUCAUAGACAGACCAUUCUAUGAAUAAACAUGCAUAUUCCAGAACAUUGUGUCUACUAUUCACUUGAGACAUGUACAAUCAUGUAUCCUAUGUAAUCGUAUAUGUUCUUUUCCUAUAUAUUAAACCUUGAAUCAAUGUUUUAGUAUUACUUAAUUAACCAAGAUCACACAUAUGCCUGUUUGGUAUUUGAGAGCUCCAAAUUACAUUUCCUAUUUGUUUAUUUACAUUAGAUUUCGCUAACUCUGUGACACAUUAGUAUUAUAAGAAUCUUGAAGAUUCUUUGCUUGAACAGCCAAUCCAAUUUUAUUUGCAAAACACCCUGGAUGGUAAAAUUUCCCUCCAGAGUUAACAUUCCUCAUUGGCUCACUCAUAUCCUGAGAGUGUGACAUCUUCACACUUUAAAGAUCACUGAUCACAAGAUUAGGUCCGUUUUUAGAUUGUCCUAGAAGUCUUCUAAGGACUUCUAAGUUUGUGCCAGGCUGUGGCCAUGACUUUCCAUUCAGCAAAGAUCCUCAGACUUCAACUGGUUCUCUUUCAUCAAGAAAAAAAUCAGCCAAUAUCAACUGGAGCCUCAACAAACUGCAUCAGGACACUUUUAUUCAAAUGGACAAGACAUCAAAUGGUGAUGAGCCUGCGGGUGUCAGAGCUGCAGGUUCUUCUGGGCUACGCAGGCAGAAACAAACAUGGACGAAAGCACGAGCUCGUGACUAAAGCCUUACACCUCCUUAAAGCCGGCUGCAGCCCUGCCGUCCAGAUGAAGAUCAAGGAGCUCUACAGACGACGCUUUCCCACCAAGCUGGUGUCCCCAACAGAACUGGCCCUGCCUGGAGUUCAUCCCACCGCUGCCUCUUUGCCCCCUGGCCUCACGCAGUUGGGAUUUGAUGGGCACAGAGCACCCCCAUCCCCUCUGCUCCCCAUCUCCCUUCUCGGGCCCAAACACGAGCUGGGACUGCCCCACCUCCCCACGAGCCUGCACCCUGUACACCCUGAUGUCAAACUUCAACGGCUGCCGUUCUACGAUGUACUGGAUGAGCUCAUUAAACCUACGAGUCUUGCUUCAGAUAACAGCCAGAGGUUUCAGGAAACAUGUUUUGCAUUUGCACUGACGCCACAGCAAGUCCAACAAGUCAGCAGCUCAAUGGACAUAUCGGGGACCAAAUGUGACUUUAUGGUGCAAGUACAGUUACGGUUUUGUCUAUCAGAGACAAGCUGCCCUCAGGAGGACCACUUCCCCCCUAAUCUUUGUGUUAAAGUCAACGGGAAACCGUGUAAUCUCCCAGGAUAUCUGCCUCCUACCAAAAAUGGCGUGGAACCAAAGAGGCCCAGCAGACCCAUCAACAUUACCUCAUUGGUCAAACUGUCCACAACUGUCCCCAACACCAUCGUAGUGUCCUGGACCUCAGAAAUUGGACGGAGUUACUCUAUGGCGGUGUACCUGGUCAAACAGCUGUCAUCUACAAUGCUAUUGCAGAGGCUGCGGGCUAAAGGCAUCAGAAAUCCAGAUCACUCCAGGGCACUCAUAAAGGAAAAGUUAACAGCAGACCCUGACAGUGAAAUAGCAACCACCAGCCUAAGAGUUUCAUUAUUGUGUCCGCUGGGAAAGAUGCGGCUAAUGAUUCCGUGUCGGGCAUUGACGUGUUCACACCUGCAGUGUUUUGAUGCUACGCUCUACAUCCAGAUGAAUGAAAAGAAGCCCACAUGGGUGUGUCCUGUAUGUGACAAAAAAGCACCCUAUGAGCAUCUCAUCAUUGAUGGGUUGUUUAUGGAGAUUCUGAACAGUUGUUUAGAUUGUGAUGAGAUCCAGUUCAAAGAAGAUGGUAGCUGGGCCCCCAUGAGGUCGAAAAAGGAAGUGCAAGAGGUGUCGGCUUCAUACAAUGGCAUUGAUGGUGGAUGUCGUACGACAGUGUUGGAGCAGAACUCUCAAACAAAUGGCAACAGUGGUGGAAAUGGCAAAAAAGUGGAAGUGAUUGAUUUGACUCUUGACAGCUCGUCUGAAGAAGAGGAAGAUGAAGAACCCCCUCAGAAGAAAAGCUGCCCCUCGCUAUCUAGCAUCUCUCCUCAGAUGGAUAAUGGACAAGCAUCUCCUGUGAGUCGAACUCCCAGCAUGCCUCAGGUGGAUACCAGUUACAUUCCCCCACCUCCUCCCCUCAUUCAGGACUACCGUCACUACUACUCUACACCCACUGACCUGUCAGAUCUCAGCUUUUUUCCUUUUUUACAAGGAGAGAAUCAUCAGCACUACAACAUGGUGAUGGCAGCAGCUGCAUCAGCUUCUGAAGAUCACGACCUCCUCCUGAGUCGUUUUCUCCCAUACAGCUCGUCUCAGCUCUUCCUGGACCCUCCCUCUACCCCCGUAAGCAACAGCCUUCCGCCCAUUAACGUCAAUGGCAGCAGCACCGGCAGCAGCCUGGUGUCCUCCAGCAGCCUACGGGAAAGUCUCGGACAUCCACCCGGCCCCCGCCCCAACUCUGAAUCAGCCCCCACGUCUGCCAUCUACGGUCCCAUCCCAGACGUCAUCUCGUUAGACUGACCCGGGACCGAAACCCUC
This is a messenger RNA of Cyprinus carpio (common carp), 3976 nucleotides long. Its product is annotated as E3 SUMO-protein ligase PIAS1-like. Gene Ontology annotation, molecular function: SUMO ligase activity; transcription coregulator activity; zinc ion binding. Lineage: Eukaryota; Metazoa; Chordata; Actinopteri; Cypriniformes; Cyprinidae. Gene Ontology annotation, biological process: regulation of transcription by RNA polymerase II; protein sumoylation. The record is from RefSeq and is a predicted model, not a curated record.